Prionailurus viverrinus (fishing cat) is the source of this 1071-nucleotide messenger RNA. RefSeq names its product TLC domain containing 1 (gene TLCD1). Bases 164 to 907 code for a protein of 247 amino acids. Gene Ontology annotation, biological process: membrane assembly; phospholipid homeostasis; regulation of membrane lipid distribution. The record is from RefSeq and is a predicted model, not a curated record. The transcript has 4 exons. Lineage: Eukaryota; Metazoa; Chordata; Mammalia; Carnivora; Felidae. Gene Ontology annotation, cellular component: plasma membrane.
GGCACGGGAGGAGCGCAGGGGCCUAGAGGGCUCCACGAAAUCUGUGCGAGGCUGGCGGCCGGCAGCGAGGCGGCCGGGGUGGACUGGCCCGAGAGGGAGCCCCAUUCCGGGAGCAGUCCGAGGAGGCCGCCUCGAGGGCAGACAGACGGCAGGGAGGGCCAGCAUGCCCCCACUGCUUCACCCCGCCCUGCCGCUGCUCCUGAGCGCCACGCUGACCUUCCGGGGGCUCCGGAGAGCGCUCUGCUGCCUGCCGCUGCCGGCGCACGUGCGCGCCGACCCCCUGCGCACCUGGCGCUGGCACAACCUGCUCGUCUCCUUCGCCCAUUCCAUCGUGUCUGGAAUCUGGGCGCUGCUGUGUAUAUGGCAGACCCCGGAGUUGCUGGUGGAGAUUGAGACGGCAUGGUCGCUUUCUGGCUACCUGCUAGUUUGCUUCUCUGCAGGGUAUUUCAUCCACGACACGGUGGACAUCGUGAUUAGUCAUCAAGCCCGAGCUUCUUGGGAAUACCUGGUUCACCACGUCAUGGCCAUGGGUGCCUUCUUUUCAGGCAUCUUUUGGAGCAGUUUUGUCGGUGGGGGAGUCCUAACAUUGCUGGUGGAGGUCAGCAACAUAUUCCUCACCUUCCGCAUGAUGAUGAAGAUCAACAAUGCCCAGCACCUUCUCCUCUACCGGGUCAACAAAUAUGUCAAUUUGGUCAUGUACUUUCUCUUCCGCCUGGCCCCUCAGGCCUACCUCACGCACUACUUCUUGCGUUAUUUGGGCCAGAGGACUCUGGGCACUUUUCUGCUGGGUAUCCUGCUCAUGCUGGACAUCAUGAUCCUCAUCUACUUUUCCCGUCUCCUCCGCUCAGACUUCUGCCCUCAGCGUGUCCCCAGCCAGCAACACAAAGACAAGUUUUUGACUGAGUGAGAGGCACAAAGCCUACAACUUGUGGCAAGAGCAAACACAGCCAAGAACAGAGCCUCACACAUAUAUGAAAGAAUUAGCCCCAAGCCUGGGGCAUCCUGGGGAUAACCUCCACCUUUCAAGUCUGCACCUACUAUUGAAAAUGCUAAUGAAAGCACUCCUCCGAA